GUAAAAUAUAUUGAAGGGAAUGGGAAGUCGACAGAAUGUUUUUGCCCGGAGUUAACACAAAAAUAUGGCUAUUCCCUUUCUACAAUUCCUAAUUAGGACUGGUUUUGCUGUUUUCUCAUGUCUUAUUAUCGUACAACACGGACUUAAGAAGAAAUCACUGGAUGUGACCGGCGCUGUUGCCGCUGUAGUAGUAGGGUUUUUGUUGACCUUGAGCAACCUUUGCUUCUUCGCUUCUUGUGCAACGUUCUUCCUCUCAAGUUCAAAGCUGACAAGAUUCAAAUCCGACGUCAAGGAGAAAAUAGAAGACGACUUUAAAAAAGGUUGGUAUCAGAAGUCUUCCCUUUCGGUUCUUUCAAGUGACAAAUGAGUUUUCCGAAACGAACUUGUGAUCAACCCUUCACAAUUGUGAAAGUGCCACUCAUUACUUAUUUACGUUUCUUGAAAACUCCUUUAGUGUGUCAAAAAUGACAGGUAGAUUUUAAAAAUAACUGGAAAGACACCGGGGGAAAUCUUUCCAUCAUAAUAAGCUUAACUUCUACUGCGAGGUUCGAAAGUUCACGUAGUCUGAGGUCAAAGUACAAACUAUUUAAACAGAUUGCACAGAUUUAAUGCGGAUUUACGUUAACUUAAUCUUACACUGUUUUUUGAAAUAAACUUUUUAAUUGAAUGUUUAUGGUUAUCGUUGUUUUGUUUUGUUUGUUUGUUUUUUUCUGUUGUCAACUUAUCUUCUGAUAGUGCAUGUUAGUGCUAUGGUUAAUACUGAGACAGCUUAAUGAUAUUGUAUUUGGCACAAGCAGAAAUGCUUUCAAGUUCUUUAGUAAAGGCCAUCUAAUUAUUAAUAAUUGGUUUAUCAUCAAAAUGCUUGAGCUACAUGAUACAGUCAACACUUGCCUUGCGGACACCCUAAUAAUAAAUUACAGACGUUUGACUGAACUAUACUCCCUUUGUUACGGACUCUCACUAAUGAUGACUCUAACUCAAGGUCCCAACAGUGUCCACUAUAAAGGGAGUUGACUGUAACAGAUUAUGGAAAUUGUUUGGUGGAUUAUCGUGAGAAAAUAAAAAGUAGAUUGAUGCAAAUGAAAAUAUUUAUGACAGAAUGACAAAGGUGAAACAGCAAGGAAACUGGCCACCAGGCUAAAUGAACAGCAGAAAUCAAUGUAAGCCUGCGAUCUCAAGUCUGCUAUGUCUGAACACAAGGGUGCAGGCUACUCCAUCGACUGGGCCAGUGUAAAAAUAAUUGGCCAAGAAAACCACCUGCUUUCACACAAGAUACUUGUGGCCAUAAACAUUCAUACUUGGCAACUGGCAAUGAACCAUGAUUAGGGCUACCACCUUCCCUCAAUUUAUAGGAUAAUUUUGUAGCCUCAUCAAAACAAGGAUGCAAUUCAUUAACAACAAAAUAAUGUCACUGAUGAGGGGAUCAGGAUGGGUUCCGAAAGCUCUGCGUAACUUUCAUGAAUUUCUUGUAUUUUGAAGAAUAUUAUUUUCUUUGCAAAAUUAUUUGUUCCACUGAUGGCCCUUUUCCAUUACUCUUCCUGUGUUUUAUAAAACACAGCAUUAUUCUCCCUGGUUGUUUGUAAGAGUUUGUUUUGUUCUCAAAAUGUCUGGCACUAACAAAAUUGGUCCUUAGUCAAAAAACAUAAACGUUAACAUAAAUUACUCUUAAUUGCACACAAGAGGAAAAUAGAUUGAAUUUUUAUAUUUUAGAGAUUUUUCUUGCUAAGUCCCAGUAUGGCAUCUUCCUAGAAAAAAGAAAUCUUUCUGGGUCUUCUUGUCUCAUGACCCGAAAUGGACAGACCUCAUGGAAAAAUGAGGCCUCGGGACUAGGCCAAGAUUUCUCCAAAUUAUAAGAUCAGUUGGGUAAUCAAAUUCUCUCUGAUGAUUGAUUAUAAAAUUUCAACACUAGUUAUUGUAGAUGAUGUCAUCCAGGUUUUGUUUAUACUAGGCUGGGCUCUAAUCCAAGCAUUAAUUUUAUGGUACUCAUAAAUACCUUUUGACUGUCUCUUGCAGGAGGUCAGAGAAAUUGGAUACAGGUUUUCUGCAAUGGAGGAGUGCCAACAUUGCUGGCCCUGUUUUAUAUGAUUGAUGUCGGUAUUGGAGAACAUGCAAUUGACUUUGCAAAGGACUUUACUUCAUCUGUGCUUUCUAUUGCUGUUCUCGGAUCCUUUGCUUGCAGCUGUGGGGAUACGUGGGCAUCAGAAAUAGGAACAACCAUAAGUUCUCAUGUCCCUGUUCUUAUAACAACAUUCACUAAAGUCCCUGUAGGAACCAAUGGUGGAAUCACAAUAACUGGAACUGUCGCAAGUGUUCUUGGUGGAACUGUGAUUGGAGUUGCUUAUUAUUUAUCAUUGGUAUCAAUAUUGGCAGUGCGCAGGAUCACAGUGAUUACCCCACAAUGGCCAGUCAUAGUAAUGGGUUGUUUAGGAGGCUUUCUUGGAUCUGUGUAUGAUUCAUUACUGGGUGCAACUUUGCAGUACUCUGGAUAUUGUUCAGUAAGGAAACGUGUUGUUAACAAACCUUCCCCAAGCACAAAACACAUUUCAGGAAGAUCCAUCCUUGAUAACCAUGCUGUCAACCUCGUGUCAAGUCUUCUUACAAGUAUCACAAUGCCCUUCAUUGGCUACUUUUUAUGGAAAGCGAUUGAUGACCAAUAUUAG
Porites evermanni is the source of this 2660-nucleotide messenger RNA. The record is from the annotation of a GenBank genome assembly. NCBI's taxonomy places the organism in Eukaryota, Metazoa, Cnidaria, Anthozoa, Scleractinia, Poritidae.